Episyrphus balteatus (marmalade hoverfly) is the source of this 1050-nucleotide messenger RNA. Its product is annotated as pituitary homeobox 2-like. The coding region runs from base 1 to 1050 and encodes 349 amino acids. NCBI's taxonomy places the organism in Eukaryota, Metazoa, Arthropoda, Insecta, Diptera, Syrphidae. Gene Ontology annotation, molecular function: DNA-binding transcription factor activity, RNA polymerase II-specific; RNA polymerase II cis-regulatory region sequence-specific DNA binding. The transcript is spliced from 2 exons. Gene Ontology annotation, cellular component: nucleus. The record is from RefSeq and is a predicted model, not a curated record. Gene Ontology annotation, biological process: regulation of transcription by RNA polymerase II.
AUGUACAACCCAGAACAUUACCAACAAGCUUAUGCAAACUUUGCAAUGACCCAAAAUCAAGAAUCACCGAGUUCAUCGAACGGACGCGCAACAACAACAUCAGCAGUUGCUUGCUAUGAGGAAAAUGACUGGCAAGGAUACUUAAAGGGUCGACGUAUGAGGACAGCCUUUACUAACACCCAACUCGAGGAAUUGGAGCGUGAGUUUCAACACUGUUUCUUCCUUCAUCGGACUCGUCGCAGUGAAAUCGCACAACACCUUGGGCUUAACGAGGCACAGGUUAAAGUGUGGUUUCAGAAUCGACGGAUGAAGAUGAAAAAGUCAUCGAUCACGGGGAAUGGUAACGAAGAUUUGAGGACUUCCCGGACGGAUCACAUGAUAGGGAGGAAGCUGAUAUCAUGUGAUCCAAAAACUGUAACAACGACUUCCCCUACUCUAACCAAAUCACUUCCAGUGAUAAAACCGUUGGAAGCCAAGGUUUUAAGGAAACCUCUCGAAGAGCAAAACAAUCUGCCUGAAGUUGUACGAAAUAGACCCGGCUUUCCGAAUAUAGUACAAAACCGGUCAGCAAGGACAUUCAAGCCACAGGUCAUUGUCCAAAUACCGGCGGCUAUACGGUUGUUGCAAGCAACUUCGAAUACCCAAAUAACCCAAUUAUCGCAGCACAGGAUCAUCCGGUUUCCGACUGUGGUCAAACCAGCAAUACAGCAAAUACUGCCUGCGCCUUUGCCAGUGAACUGCGAUUCACUUCUCCUGCCACAACUUCAGGCGAAACAAUUCCCAGAAACUCACAACACUACAAAGAUCCCUGCAGAAAAUCUGUUGCAACAACCGUGUCAAGUAUCCCGGGUUGAAACAAACGAAGAGGUAUUCCUACCACAGAUCUCGUUUGGAGAUGAAUUUUCGGAUGUCACUGUAGAUCAACCAAUUUCAGAACCAGCAAAUGAUCAACAAAUAGGCCAUGAAGAUUUUCUUUCGGCUCUAGAUGAACUUCUGGGAAUGAAACCAACUGAGGGCACAGCACAAACAGAGGGUGUUCUGCAGAUAUAA